AUGGGCACUGGAGGGGGCGCUGCAUCGAUGGGCAGUGCUCCUGCUUUCGGAGGUCAAAUACAAGGCGGAUUUUGGGCUGCAUUCGGUCCGGGUGGUUUCCCAGACGAGCCGCCGUUAUUAGAAGAGCUCGGCGUCAACUUCAAUCAUAUCAAAAGCAAGACUCUGACCGUCCUGAACCCGCUCGGCUAUCCAGAUCAGAAUAUCAUGGACGACGCAGAUCUGGCAGGACCGCUCAUCUUCUGCUUCUGCUUUGGCAUCUUCCUUUUCCUCAGUGGGAAAUCACAAUUUGGGUACAUCUACGGCGUCGCGCUCAUGGGCGACCUAUCAGUCUACUUUCUCCUCAACCUCAUGUCCAAUACGGGCAUAGAUGCGUAUCGUGUGGCGAGCGUACUUGGCUACUGCUUGCUCCCACUCGUCAUCAUGACCUUGCUCAGCGUCAUCUCGAACAUGGAUGGCAUCAUCGGCUACUUUCUCGCGACGCUCAGCAUACUCUGGUGCUCCUAUUCGGCUUCUGGCAUCUUCGUCUCCGUCUUGCAAAUGUCAGAACAGAGGUUACUCGUCGCCUAUCCCGUCGCACUAUUCUACGGCACAUUCGCUCUGCUGUCAGUCUUUGAUGUCACGACAGGCUCCAUUGGUGUCGUAGGCAGGUGA
Molecule: messenger RNA, 651 nt
Organism: Mixia osmundae IAM 14324
Lineage: Eukaryota; Fungi; Basidiomycota; Mixiomycetes; Mixiales; Mixiaceae
Exons: 4
Coding region: 1-651 (216 amino acids)
Biological process (GO): endoplasmic reticulum to Golgi vesicle-mediated transport; vesicle fusion with Golgi apparatus
Cellular component (GO): trans-Golgi network; membrane
Source: RefSeq, a predicted model, not a curated record